This is a messenger RNA of Closterium sp. Naga37s-1, 6501 nucleotides long. NCBI's taxonomy places the organism in Eukaryota, Viridiplantae, Streptophyta, Zygnematophyceae, Desmidiales, Closteriaceae. The record is from the annotation of a GenBank genome assembly.
AUGGAGCUCGGAUUCCGCUCGACUUCGUCGGAAGAGAUUGACGACGAUUCUGAGAGGACAGUUGAACGGGCUGUUGCUGAGCCCGAGUCAGGGAAUGAUGGUGCUGAGCGUGCAGAUGAACGGGCGAAUGAAACGGAUGAGACCCCGACAGCUAAACCAACGGCUGGAGGCGGCACUGAAGCAAUGACACCUCCAGGAGUGGAAGCGGCUAUGCUGCGGGAAGGUGGCGAGGGAGAAAGAAAUGAGUUUGACUCAGAGCACGGCGACUUUGAGAAGGAUUUGCAGGCUCUAAACGUCGCGGAGGAGGAUGGGGAGAACAAUCAGGGGCGUGAUCAAGAAGGGAUGAACGAUAAGAUGGGUGGUGAGGAGAAUUUUGGGAACGUCGCCACGACUGGGGAAAAGCAACGUAGCACGAAGGCGUCAUCCUCGCCUGAGAAAGCAUCACCCGCGCGUGGCCACGUAGAGAGCGGCGUGCGGCGCGCGCAAGAGCACCACGUGGUGACGCGGAGCAGCAACAGCCCUCUCACUCCUGCCGGGGCGCAAACGCCGCAAACGGCGGAAGUCAAAUCCGUGCAGACGCCUGCCACGCAGCCGCCGCAGCAGACGCAGUCCGGGCUGACGACCGUUCCUGGAGUGCCGAUUCAGCCCCCCCUUCCGUUACAUGCUCCGGACGGAGCGCUGGUGUCGCUCGUCCCCGCCGCUUCCGAGGACGGCCAGCUCCAGUGGAUCCAGCCGCCGCAUUUCUUGGCGGCGCCGCAAUUUAUGGGCGGAGCGCAAUUCAUGGGCGGAGCGCAAUUUAUGGGCGGGGCGCAACUUGUCGGCGGGGCGCAAAUUGUGGGCGCAUCUGGACACGGCGGAGGGAUGAUGCCCGCAGGGCCGGUUUCGUUCUUCCGCGCGUCAUCCUUCGCUGCGCCUGUGUCCGCGGCAACGGGUAUUGAGGGAAGCUUUAUGGGAACCGAUGGAGUCAACGGAGUCAACGCCACCGUGCGCGGCGUUUCCGGGGAUCUGUUCGGCGGGAACGCGGGCGACGAGAUGAUAGAAGGCUCGUGGGACGAUCUUAUCAUCUGCACUCCCACCGGCGGGUUUCCCGGCGGGUUUCACGGGCAGAUGGGAUGGGGAGGCGAGCGAACGAGCCGAGGAGGCCGCCGCACGCAGCUAUGGGAGGGCGACCCGCAGCUGGUCUACCGGCUGCAACAGAGUUACCACACAGACGACUCCGCCGCCGCCGAGGUGAAACCCGACUUUUCAACGAUUGCCAUCCCCGGCGCCGAAAACGCUGCAAUUAGAAGCGAAUCGAUGAGAGGCGACGGAGACGAGGAGGGGGGAUUGCCCGCGGAAGCUCGAGGCAAUCCGGAGACCGCCACGCCCCCAGCAAUCAUGGGACCAGAGUCCCAGGAUGCCGUACAGUCGACGGCGACAAUGGAGAGUUAUCGAGAAACUAUCGCGAGCGGUCAGUUGCCGCUGCACGUGAAAGUGGAGUUUCCGACGCCGUCGCCUAGAGGCGGACUAGCUUCCUCGUCGCCCAGCAAUCGCGGCGGGCUGGGGUUCUCGUACCACUCGCCGAUCCCGCUGUGCUCGCCGUCGCCGCUGCGACUGUGUGCGAUGGAGCUGGGCGACAUGGCGGAGCCGAAUUUGUGGCUAUCGCCGCCCGCGAGCACCAAGUACACGCUCGACAAGCUCGGCGACUUCCCGCCCUUCUCGCCGCGGCUUCCGGCGAUCGUGCGCGGCUACAGCGCAGGCAAGCAAUUCAUUCGACUCAUACGUCGUUUCGUGUGUCUGUUGGUUGGGUCGUGUGUGGCAGCAGCAGCCCUACCGUACCUGGAUCCCGGCGCGCACCAGCAGCCUUCCAGGAUGUCGCCUUCCAAGGGAGAGCCCCCCGGAUCCGUCCCCCCAGAAUCCGCCCCGCCGCAAGCGCCUGGCGGACCAACCGCCGACAGCGCAGAAAAUCCGGCAGUUUCCGCUUCCGCCAUGGUUUCCGCCGCUCCCCAGUCCGGUUCACCGCGGGCAGCCAGGCGGGGAACGGCGGAGGAGGAGGGAGACGCUGCGCGGGAAAAUGGUCAGGCUGCGCGGAGGGAGGACGAGGCGAUUGAUUUAGCGGGCGCGAGGCGGGAGAGUGGGGCGGCGGGAUCGGCGCGAUUGGUUAAUAGCGGUUCGCCGGGUAGCGGAGUGAGAUACGGCGGGAUGCGCGGGCGGUCGCUGCUGCAGCAGUGCCUCAUUAUGGGCGCGGAGCAGCGCGCCAUUCGCGCCGUCUCCGCCGCUGGCGCCGGUGGUACCGCUGCUGCGGGUGCUGGCGGUAACGCUGCUGCUGUUGUUGGCAGCAGAUAUGAUGCUGGUGCCGGCGGUAACGCUGACCCCGAUGUUGAAGGGGAAGAGAAGAAUGAGCAGGCGGAAAAUGCUGAGAAGAACGACAAGAACGAGGACGAGAGGGGCGAGAGGUCUGGUGGUGAUGCAGACGACCGUGCGGCGGGUUCGGGUCCGUCAGUGUUGAGAUGGAGAGCGGUGGGGUGCGAUGGCCGUCGGCUUGUCGACCGGCGUGACGUGCGGUCAGAGCAGGAGAGGGCGGCUCUUGGUGCUGCAGACUCGAAUGCCCCGCACGGCUCUGCUCCACCGCUUUCACCUCCGCAGGAGGCGCCUGGAGAAUUUGUCAGUGCAGCUGGUGCUGGGGUUCGUGCCAGCAGCGAGAGGGAGAUGAAUGGUGGUGGUACAGAUUUUCCCAGCACGGAAAUGCGUGGGCACGAGUCUCAGCAGCACGUUGGUGGGGCGUCGGGCGAGGUGUUCCCUCGCGAAAGCGAUUUUGCGAAUCGUGGCGACCGUUUGUCGCGAGCUGAUGUUACCACGGGAGGGAGGUCGUUCGUGGUUGGCUCGUUAGGCUCAACACUUACGGAACGCGUGAGUGUACUGGAACUCGAGAACAAACAAACAACGCGUGCGGACAAUAGCGAGGAUGGCGCAACCCAAAUUGCGAAUUCUGACGUACCCAACUCCAGCGGCAACAGCCGUUCGUCGUCGAAUCUCGACAGUGGAGGCGCGGAGUCGAACGACGAAGGAACCGGUGAGGACGGAUCGGGAGUGGUGGAGAAGGAGGAGGGCGCGCGAGAAGAGGACGGGGGAGAAAGCAGGCUAUCAGGAAGAGUUGCGGCGGCGAGCAGCGCUAAAGACGGCGAGGAUCGGCAUGAUACGAACCCGGGUGAUAAGGGUGACAAGGGUAAUGGGGGCGAUGGGGGCGAUGGUGACAAUACACGAGCUUCGCAGACUGAACGAGCGGGGCUAACGGUAGAAGAAGGUGAGGCGUUGAAAUCCCCCGCGCACGCGCAGCAGCCGUCAUUUUUACCGGCGGGCGCGGAACGUAGGCGCGCGGAGCGUACGGGCACGGAAAGGGAGGGCGCAGAAGGUAGAUACGCGGAAAGCAGCCCAGAGAAGGGCUCCGCUGGCUUGGUGCGGCCGCAGCCGCGUAGGGCGCGGAGCGGCGAUGCAAUCUCUCCGUCCUUCUCGAUUCCCGCUUCCCCGCUUUUCGAAUCGCCCCGCUCGGCGGCUUUUGAGCGGAAUGCGCCCCGGUCCGCAGGCGAAGAGCGCGCGUCGGCGCAGGCGCCCCUGCUGCAGCCUGCAGCGAAUGUGCGUCAAGUGCAGGCUGCGGCACAGUCACAUUCGGGGAAGCACCAAGAGCAUGGUGAAGCGGGGGGGCCGGUUUUCGAGUCGACUUCACAAUUGAGUGGCGGGAGUGAGGCGGGUGGGAGAGGUGCGCGUGAGGAGGGCGUGACGUCAGACGAACCAGGGGCGAAGCGCACCAAGUCUCAGCAGUCUGGGGGAAUUGGAGUGAAUGCAGGAGGCGGAGGCGGGGGAAGAGGUGGGGCUGAUUCGGGGAACAGACGUGGUACGAGCGGGACUGCAACAGCGGGUGGGAGUGGGUCCAUUGUUCCUUGGCAUCCCGGCAGCUCACCUGCAGCUGUUAAUGGGCCUGCUUGUAUGGGGUUUCCAGUGUACUCGCCCCAAAUGCCCCCCAUUGGCAGCUUCUUUGUAAUGAGCCCUCUCACACAGCAGCAUAUUAGUCCCAUGCAGCAGCAUCAGCAGCCGCAGCAGAUUCAGUUCUCCCUGCCGCAGCAGCAUCAGAUCUACCCAAUGGCUCCUCAGCAAUACUACGCUCUCCCGCCCCAGCAGCAGCAGUACAUACGCCCCCCGCCGCAUGCGCAAUCCCCGCCUACGCGCCUGCCCCCACCAAGGCCCCUCCCCAUGGUCGUGCCUUCUCCCCUUGGCCACACCUCCCAGCGGCUCUCAGGCUCUCGUGGGGUGCACGGGCAGCGCGGGCAACAUGGCAUGGGUACAGGGGGUCCUGUUGUUACCGUCGCACCAGGAGCGUACUCCCAGCCUGCUGCUGGUGAUGCUGCGGCUGCCAGUGGUGCUACCGGUGGCGCUGGUGCUGGUGCAAGUGGUGCUUCCUCAGGUGGUGCCUCUGAAGGCCGGGAACGGGGAGGAGAAGGGGGAGGGCGAGAAACAGGAGGCGAGGGAGAGCGAAGGGAGGGAGGGCGAGGGGGGGAAGGGCGAGCGGGCAAGGUGUCACGAGGAGCACGAACCCCGUCCCCUCAAACCUCUGCAAGCGCAUCUCUGCGUCCUUCCCCCUUGCAGCCCCCCCCUCCCCCUGUCUACUCCCCUGCUGUCGCCUCCUGGGUGCCCUUCGCCCUGCCCCCUGCUGCCUCUGCUGCCCCGGAGGUGGGUAAACUACCUGUUUACCCUGUGAAGCCUGGGGUACACAAGGCGCGUGUUGGGAUGUGGAAUGUUUUACCGGAUGGGCAUUCGUCACGCGAGCAGCAGCAAGCAGAGGGACAGCAGCGGCAGCAGCAGCAGCAGCAGCAGCAGCAUCAGCAGCAUCAUCACCAGCAGCAGCAGCAGCAGCCGCCACAGGCGCAGGUUUUUCAGCAGCAGGCGGUGCUGGUGCCAAGGCCAACGGCAGUGCUGGGAAGUCAACCACAGAUGCGAAUGGCACCGAUGGUCGCACCUGCACCACCACCGGCAGUAGCACCACCACAAGCAGCCACAGGAGCAGCUGCGGGAGCAGCAGCAGCAUCCCGGCCAGUGUCUCUGGCGCUGUCUCUGCAAAGCACCAGCAGGAGCGGUGGUGGUACGACUCUUCAGUCCCUUGGGCCUCAACCAGUACCCAGGCUCGGCACUGCUGGGGGUCAAUGGGCUCCCAGAUACUCCCAGCCGACCGUUGCUUCUGGGGUGACUUCCCCCAGUGGAUUUGCUUUGGGCGUGCAAGUAACGCCCCCUGGUGCGGUGCAGAGUGGUGCCGGAGGUGUUGUGCAGGAUGGUGGUGUGGUGCAGAGUGGUGGAGGGGGUGUGGUGCAGAGUGGUGCGGCAGGUGUGCAGGCGGGCAGGAAGGAGGGAAGUCUGCGGCACCUGAAGAGGAAGAGGGCGUUGAAAGAGGUGGAGGUGGAAAGUGGGAGAGGGUCGGCUCUGAGGGCUUGUAGCAGCGAAGGGGAGUCGGGCGGUGGGGCUGCUUAUCAGCAGCAUUCGGGUGCUUCUCAGCAGAAUGUGGGUGCUUAUCAGCAGAAUCCGGCUGCAUAUCAGCAAAAUCAGGCUGCUUAUCAGCAAAAUCAGGGUGCUUUUCAGCAGCAAGUUCUUCCUGCUUAUCAGCCUAUCCUGCCGGCUUAUCAAAACCAGCUGCCAGCUUAUCAGCAGCAGACUCCUUAUCAUCAAAAUCCAGCUGUUUUUCAGCAAAUUCCGACUGCUUAUCAGGGCCAACAGGCGGUUGGAGGGAUGGAGGCAGGUGGCAUUCCCUCUGACGUCAUGGAGGGGAGAGAGCAAGAAGAUGACGUCAUGAACAUGAACAUUGAGUUAGAAGGAUUGGGAGAUGAGGGCAUGUGCGGCCUGGGGGAAGGGGGGAUAUGCGGCAUGGGGGAUGGGGGAGGAGAGGGGGGAGAGCGGGGGGUGGGGGGAGGGGAGGAGGUGAAAGAAGCAGUGAGCGUGGCAGCAGCAGGGGUGGUGGGAGGAGCGGAAGGGGAGAGAGAUCCCCCUGUGAAGUCGAGGUUCAGGGGCGUGAGUCAUCACAGGCUGACCAAGCGGUGGGAGGCGUCGCUAUGGACCAACAAGAAGCAACUCUACCUGGGUGGAUACGACGCUGAAGAGAAAGCAGCACGGGCGUAUGACAUAGCAGCCCUGGCGUGCAAGGGAGCAGAGGCAAUCACCAACUUCCCAAGGGAGAGCUAUGCGGACAGCAUUGGGGAGUAUCUUGGGAUCUCCUGCGAGGCGCUCAUCGCGAAACUAAGAAGGGAGAGCUCGGCCUUCUCCCGUGGUCGCUCCAAAUUCCGCGGGGUGUCAGGGCAGGAGGGGCGGUGGGAGGCGCGCAUCGGGUCGUAUUUCGGGCGGCGAAACGUGUCUUUAGGCGUGUAUGAGACGGAGGAGGCGGCAGCAGAGCACUCCUGCCCGGUAUUUGCUGCUAAGGGGAUGGCAAGCCUGCUGUGGAAUGAUGACUUCUCUGCAGAUGUUGGUGGCAUGGCAAGACAAUAA